AUGAACCGGGUACAACCAGAAAAUGUUCACUCAACUAUAUUUACUCCUCGUGAGUAUCAAGUGGAGUUGGUGGAUGUUUGCCUACGACGAAACACACUCUCAGUAUUGGCAUCUCGCUCCACUAGGACAUUCCUUAUCACCAUGGUGACUCGAGAGCUGGCUCACCUCACCCGAAGCAAAGAACAAGGUGGUAAAGAGCAACGAACCUUAAUCACUGGGUGGUCAGGACCAGGACUUGUUCGUGCAGGAGAAGCCAUUCAGCAAAAUACCAACCUUGUGGUCACCACCUACACCACACUUGAUCAGGUUGAUAAUUGGCCAUCAUCUCGCUGGAGUCAGGCUUUUAGAGAAGCACAGGUGUUAAUAAUGACAGUGGAUGUGCUGGAGCAAGGCUUGCAAGCAGGAGUCUUACCACUAGAUAUGCUCAACCUUCUUGUCAUUACCGAUGCUCACCGAAUGGCAACUUCUCCUACUAUUGCUAAGGUUCUAAAUAGAUGUGGAAAUAGCCGAAUUCUAGGCAUGACUUCUCCUGUAUUAAGUCAUUCUUGCUCUCCCCCACAACUUGAAUCCUUCCUAAACCACCUUCAGAAAGCCUCCUCUUGUAAAGUUGAUACUGCCUCAGAAAUAGUCACUGUUUUAAGGUAUGUAAAUAAGCCUGUUGAGAAAAUUGUGAUGUGUCGUGAUCCUUCUCCGGAUGAACGUUUGGAGGUGGAGCUGGAGGUACGACGUCUAGUAGGGGAUGCUCUCAGGUUUCUUGAUGAUCAUCGAUAUGAUCUUGUGGAAGUGUAUGGACCAGAGUAUCAAGAGUUCUGUGAUGGUUUACCUGAUCCUAAUAAUGAACCAAGGCAAAUCUUGAUGGAUUUCCUGGAUGUGCUCAAUAAUUUAGGGCUGUGGUGUGCUGAUAGAGCAGCAUUGUAUGCUUUAGUUGAAGUGGAGAAGUUGAAGAAGAAAACUGCUUAUGAUCGUCACUACCUCCUACUCUGCAUGAUCUUUACAGUUAUGGCACGAAUAAGGGCUGUAGUAGAGCAAGCAUUUGAUAAAUACACAGAACUUGAUCAGAUUUUGAAAUUUUCAACUCCUAAAGUUCUUCGUUUAGUGGAAAUCCUUCGUGAGGUGCGGCCACUCAAUUUUAUUGAUCCACGUAAGAGAAGAGAUAAAUUGGAAAAUACUGAAAUUACUAAAACUGGAACUGCUGUAGAUGGAACUGAAACCAUUGAUGCCAAAUCUGUAGAAGACAGCAAAACUGCCAUACAGAAUACAUUAGAGGAUACGAAGGAAGAUGAUAAUUUGAAUGUGAAAGCCAGUUCUAAUUUUCUUGAAAUCACAGGUGAAUUAUCAGAAAACAGUGUGGCUCAGAAUAAUUUAAAAAAUAUUCUUCAACCCAGUGAAAAUCUCGAUGAAAUGGAAUUAGCCGAAGAAGUAAUAAAUGAUGAAAUGUCCAAGUCUAUUAGUGAAAAUUCGAAAAACUUGUUAGAAAAUACAAAAUCUGAAAUUAGGUUAGUUAAUGAAACUGUAUGUGAGACAGUUCCUAAGUCAUCUUGUAAAAAUAAGAUGUGUGAUUACAUCGUAAGUGAAAGUGUGUGUGAGUCACCUAGUAAAUUAACCUUGCUGAGCUCAGUUACUAGUGACUCUAGUGUUAAAUCAGAAUUACCAGGGAAGGAGACUGACAAAACAAUGGAAGUUUGUGGAGAGUUCACAUGCAAUGGGUGUAUUUCUGUCAGUGAAGACAUAAAUGAAACUGGUGAUGUGUCAGAUGAUGCAGAAUUAUAUACACCUGCCCCAAAGUUAUCUACAGAAUGUACAAGCAAGGCUGUGUCCAAGUCAUACACAAGUGAUUUUGAAUGUUAUACUAGUGAAAUAGAUACUAAUGAAUGUAAGAUAGCUCUGUCAGGAUCACUGGAAGAAGUUAAGACAAAAGAGUUCAGUGGUGAAGAUAUAAUUCAAAAUUGUAUAAAGCAAGAGUGUGACCAUGUACAGAAUGGGAGCAUUGUGUGUAUUGACAGUAUGCAAAGUAAAGUACAAAUGGAUCCUGAUUCACAAAUCUGUUGCAAUAUACUUGAAGCUGUAGACAAUAAGAAAAGCAAAGAUGGCUCAGUCUUAGAAGACAAUUUAUGUAGACUUAAUGUUAAGAAAUCAUCUUGUAUAGAUGGCUGUGAACUAGAAAUUUUGAGCUGUGAUCCAUGUAAUGGACUUUUGAGUGCCAAAAGUGAACUUCAAGAUACUGCCAACAUACAAAACAUUAAAAAUGUAAUGCUAUGCAAUGGAUUUGCACAUGGUAGUCAUAAUGGUUUGUCAUCCAGAAUCUCAGAUGAUGUUGAUUGCAAAUUGAAUGGCCACAUUGACCUGGAUAAGCUUCCGUCAAGUCGUAAAGGUGAGAGUGAUAGUGUAAGUAUAGCAAAGGCAGAUACCGAAUGCUGUGCCUCAGUACAAAACCAGUUUAGCAUGGAAACUUGUUGUGAUUCCAUUGCUGAAACUUCCGCUUCUCUUGCUACCUCCAAGCUGCCUUGUGAGGCAGUUUCUGCUCUUGCUACUCACGUCAAUAUCACAACAAAUUCUCACAAUGAAAUAAUGAUUGAAGAAAUUGGUGACCAAGUGGAUUCUUCAGAUAGUUUAGAAGAAAAUUCUACACCUGAACAGUCAAAGAUAACACCACCACCAAAAACAUGCACAGAAAGUGUAGAUAGUUGUCCAGGUAAUUCUAAUACUGGUUUGAAUUCAAGUAAUGAAAUGGAAGAAACUAGCUCAACUGCACCAGUGGUAUCUUCAGAGGCAGCUGCAAUGGCUGACACACUAGCAUUGCUGCUUCCUAGUGGGGGCAAGGGGCGUAAACGACGGGAUGACGUUAAGGAGAAGGUGAAAGUCCACAACCCUGAAGAUCCUGACUCUGUGUGUGGUCUAAUAUUCGUUCAUCACCGUAAUAUGGCCAAGAUUAUAUACAGACUCUUAAAGGAGCUCAGUGAUAUAGGUGGAGAUUAUGCCUGGAUCUUCCCUCAGUACACUGUUGAAGCGAAAGAAAGUGUGAAGGAUGACCCAAGAGCUGCCGAGGCUGAGCAUAAGAAGCAGGAGGAAGUUCUCCGCAGAUUCCGUCAUCAUGAGUGCAACGUUUUAGUAUCUACGCGUGUUCUUGAAGAAGGUAUCGACGUUCCACAGUGUAAUCUUGUCCUACGGUUUGACCCUCCAACUGACUACCGUUCAUAUGUGCACAGCUGUGGCCGUGCAAGGGGUCAUGACACAUUUUAUUUUCAUUUAAUCACCAAAAUGCAAGAGAAAAGCUUCCUCUGUGAUAUGGCAACAUAUUCUGCUUUUCAACAAGUGUUAGUAAGUCGGUGCGGAAGUGUUGAAGUGGGCACAGAUGUAGAAGUUAUGGCUGAGGAAGCUAAUGGUGCAUAUCCCUCCUACCUAACCCCUGCUAAUACUGCUGUUACCAUGGCUUCAGCAAUAGGCCUUCUGAACAAAUAUUGUGCCAAACUACCGAGUGACACCUUCACACGUUUAACAGCUAUGUGGGAAAUAGAAGAGAAUGAAGACAGUAUUGGCAGUUACUGUUGCAGAAUAAUGUUGCCAAUUAACUCUCCUUUAAAAGGAACCAUUCAGGGUCCUUGGCAAGAAAAGGUGUCCCUAGCUAAGAUGGCUGCUGCUUUGGAAUGCUGCCGCAGCCUUCAUCAGAUAGGAGAAUUGGAUGACCAGUUGCAGCCUGUUGGGAAGGAGAGCAUGAAACUUGAUGACCAUCUUUGUGCACCUCCAGCAGAUGACCAAGUGCCAGAAGGAAUGCCUCGCCCGGGAACAACCAAGAGACGUCAAUAUUACUACAAAAAGGUAGCAGAAUGCUUGACAGGAGAGCAGCCAAAAGAGAAGCUGGAUUUGUUUGUUUACAAGUUAGACAUGGUGCUGACCUGCCCCAUACCUGAUGAGCAAAACACACGUGGCCGUAAGAUCUAUCGUCCAGAAAAGUCCACACGUUCGUUUGGUAUUGUCACAACUAAACCUAUAUCACAGGUUAGCGGUUUUCCAGUGUUCACUCGCUCAGGUGAAGUGGUUGUCCAUGUCCGUGAGACUGGGAGAAGGGAGCAAUUUACCCAGGAUCAGCUAGCAGCUCUGCAGUGCUUUCAUAAGUUUACCUUUACUCAUGUGUUGCGUCUGGAGAAAUAUCCUAUAAAGUUUGACCCCACAAAUGCAAGAACAGCCUUCUACAUUGUUCCACUUAACAAAUUUGAAGGACGUGAAGACAUUGACUGGGAGUUUGUUACAAAAAUUCAGCUAGAAGGAGAUCCAAGGCCAGUUCCUCCCCUUGAUGAUACAAGAAAGAAAUUCCAGUUUCAGCAUUGCCUAUAUGAAGAUGCUGUUGUAAUGCCCUGGUAUAGGAAUCAAGACCAGCCUCAGUACUUCUAUGUGGCUGAAAUAUGCACUCAUCUUAACCCACAAAGUGACUUCCCAGAUGCUGGAUUUGAGACUUUUGAAAAAUAUUAUUUGACUAAAUAUGGGCUUCAAAUUUGUAAUUUGUCUCAGCCUUUGCUUGAUGUUGACCAUACAUCAGGCCGUCUUAACCUGCUCACACCAAGACAUGUUAACAGAAAAGGAGUUGCUCUGCCCACUACCUCAGAAGAGACCAAGCGUGCAAAACGAGAAAAUCUACAACAAAAACAAAUUUUAGUACCUGAGCUGUGCACAAUCCAUCCCUUCCCAGCAUCUCUGUGGCGUAAGGCUGUCUGUUUGCCCACUAUUUUGUAUCGUAUAAAUGCUCUCCUUUUGGCAGACCAAUUAAGAAUAUGUGUGGCCAGUGAAGUUGGUCUUGGACUUCAGAUACUUCCUUCAGACUUCUCUUGGCCACCUUUGGAUUUUGGUUGGAGCCUUGCUGAUGUGCUGAAGAAGAGUCAAGAUAACCAAAUACAGGAGGACAGCACUGAACAUAAAACUGAAAGUGUUACAAAACAAAAAGGAAAGAUAACAGAAUCGCUGGGUAAUGAAUCACCCCCUGUAAAGAAAAAGAUCAGUAAAAAUGGUAUCGAUAUGGAAAUAGGUACUUGGUCCAAUGAUAUGGCUGUUGAUCCCCCUACUCCACCCUACAGCAUAGAUGAUAUGAAUCCUGCAGAUGAUUUUGAAAUUGAUACAUUUGAUCCUAAUGUGGCUUUACCAGAUAAUCUCACAUUACUGGAUGGUUUUACUAAUGUUGAUGAUGAUAUAGAGGGAGAAUUAGGUGCUGACUGGGGUACUGGCAUUACAGAACGUAGGUCGAAAAAUGGCUGUCACAAGGAUAGUAGUGGAGAGGUUUUCCGAGUAGGUUCACCAUCAAACUUUGAAAUCGAUGGUUGGGAUGUGUUUGGUGGACCUGGCUCUUCUGGUUACGGAGGUGGUUACAAUGGUUAUGGUUCCUAUGAUGCCUAUGGAGGUUAUGGAGAUUUUCAGGGCUUGGCAGAUGAUCUUGAAGGCUGUGAAUCAGACGUUUCUUCUGAUAUGGACGAUGACGACAAAAGCCAAGCAGAGAAGAUGUGGGAUGAUGAAGGGAGUAAAAGAAGAACAAGUAUGGCCAUUGAUGAAGGUUCUUCUGAUGAAGAAAUAGAUUUACAGUGGCCCUAUGAAGAUGACAUUGUCAAGGCAGAGAAAGAAGAAGAAUUUCAUCUAUUUCUGGAGGAGAAACAGUGUGCAAUAUUAGAAAGCUCUUGUUACUUGGCUGAGAAUGCACCAUUGGUUAUAGAGAAGGCACACAGAAAGCUAGCAAAUGAAAAUAAAAUGUCAUCACCAGAGAAAGUGAGUUUACCUGUGGACAAAUUUACAUUGCAAGGCUGUGAACCACUAUCUUCAAAAGGCUGUGAUAAUGCUCAACAAACUACCUCACCUGCCACUAGGAUUGUGAAUCGUACUGAAACCCUUUCUCUGGUUAAACUAGAUAAUGGUGCUGACUCUUUCUCUGGAAAGAGCAAUUCUGGUGAAACACUCUUCAGUUUUGAUUACCAGCCAGAUCUCAUAAACCAUCCUGGCCCACCUCCUAGUAUAAUUCUUCAGGCACUCACAAUGUCUAAUGCAAAUGAUGGAGUCAAUCUGGAGAGGCUUGAGACUAUAGGAGAUUCAUUCUUGAAAUAUGCUAUCACCACUUUCUUGUACUGUACUUAUCCACAACGUCAUGAAGGCAAGCUCAGUUACCUGCGGUCCAAGCAAGUUAGUAACCUAAAUUUAUAUCGAUUAGGUAAGCGAAAGGGACUUGGAGAGUGCAUGGUUGCAACCAAGUUUGAGCCUCAUGACAAUUGGCUGCCUCCUGGUUAUUUUGUGCCACGUGAGUUAGAAGAAGCAUUGAUUGAUUCAGGAGUUCCUGCCGGUCACUGGAACAUGGCUGACUUACCAGGACUUCAUGAUCUGGCCAGUGAUGAGAUAAGACGAUUAGUUCAAGAACGUUCAGAACAAAUAAAACGCAGUAAAACUGAGCAUAUAACCAGUGAAUUAAUGGCCACACAGAAUCCUCAUGAUUUACCUAUCUUUAUUCCAUACAAUUUGCUCACACAACAUAGUAUUCCUGACAAAAGUAUUGCAGACUGUGUUGAGGCUCUGAUAGGUGCUUACCUUACAACUUGUGGUCCCCGUGGUGCUUUACUUUUCAUGUCUUGGCUUGGAAUCAAGGUCUUACCAUGUAAGAUAGAUGAGGAAUCUGAAAAUGUACUGCAUAUCACAUAUGGUCACUUGGAGCCACCUCAGUCACCUCUUCAUCAGUGUUCAGUAACAGAUACUUACAUGCAGUUGGAAUUGUUACUUAGUGGAUAUAUGGUAUUUGAGGAGAAGAUUGGAUAUACGUUCCGGGACCGUUCUUAUUUGCUUCAAGCAUUCACUCAUGCUUCAUAUUACAAGAACCGCCUUACUGACUGCUACCAGAGGCUUGAAUUCUUGGGAGAUGCUGUUCUUGACUAUCUGAUAACUCGUCACUUGUAUGAGGAUAAGAGACAGCAUUCUCCAGGGGCUCUCACAGACCUGCGCUCAGCCUUGGUUAAUAACACAAUAUUUGCAUCUUUGGCAGUCAAAUAUGACUUUCACAAGUACUUCCGCCACUUUUCACCGGGUUUGGACCGAGUAGUGAGAGACUUUGUCAAGAUGCAAGAAGAGAAUGGCCAUAAAAUCAACGAAGAAUAUUACUUCAUGGAGGAAGAUGAAUGUGAGGCAGCAGAAGAUAUUGAAGUUCCCAAAGCUCUGGGGGAUGUAUUUGAAAGUGUAGCUGGAGCAAUUUUCUUGGACUCGGGCGGUUCCUUGGAUGCUGUCUGGUCUGUAUACUAUACCAUGAUGUGCCGAGAGAUUGAACAGUUCAGUGGUGUAGUGCCUAAAUCGCCAAUUCGUGAACUUUUGGAAAUGGAACCAGAGACAGCUAAGUUUGGCAAGCCUGAACGCCUGGUUGAUGGUAAGGUCAGGGUUUCGGUGGAAAUAUUUGGAAAGGGUUCAUUCUCUGGCGUUGGUCGCAAUUAUCGUAUAGCAAAGUCAACAGCAGCAAAAAGAGCUUUAAGACACCUGAAGAAGCUUCAGAUGAUGACCAGUCAAGGAAUCUAAUGAUACUUUCAAGAAAUUAGGGUUGUAAGACUAUGACUCAAAUGAUAUUAAUAAUGUAAAACAGUAUGAGUAAAAUGUUCAUGAAUCUGUACAGUAAAUUAAUUAAAACUAAAAAGUCACAGAUAAUUCCUGAAGAUUGUACAAGGGAAUGGCAACUUAUUGUUUCAGUAUUUCUUGUCAUUUUUUCAGGGAACUUACCAAGAAACAGAAAAUGCAAGAAUAAAUUUUUUAGAAAUUAUCAUUAAAAAACUGAGUAUCCAUUUCAUGAAGUGUCAAAUCAUAUAUAUCUGAUUUUGUUAUUAAUUUGUUUUGUAUUAAAAUGUACAAUAUUACAAUUGGAUUAAGUUUCAGUAUUAGAUGUAAAUAACCAAGAUUUUCAUUAUAUUCAGUCAGUGGAUGUAGACCCAAAGAGUACAAAAAUUCAUAAUAUGCUAGUGAAGAUUCAGUAAUAGAGAUGAAGUCUGUACUAGAGUCAAGGGCAGUUGACAUUCUUUACAGAUACCCAUCAAAUUCCUCUUUCAUUUUGGUACCUUUUAUUUUACAUUGGUUCAGAAUGGUACAAGGUUAGGUACAUCAUUUUGAUGUUCUUGACUACAUUGUCUUUUAUGAAGUCUAUUACCAGGUCACAAAAAUUAGUUGAGAAACAAGUCUCUGAUGAAGAAUGAAAGUCACAAUACCAUGACUUAAUUAUUAAGUUCACAACUAACCCACAGUAUGAAGUAAACUUAAAAUGACAUUCUGGCCCAUCCUGGACCAUUAUCAAAUUGUAGGUUUGUUGUGAACUCUGAUGAUUACCUUGUUCCCUCAGCCUUGACGCUAGCCCACUUUUCUCCUGAUUCAUUCAGUACAGCGGACAGUUAUGCAGGUUGUUAGAAGAUACUGAAAAACCCAGAUCAUAUCAUAAAUUUAAUACUUAAUGUAUUGUAGACACAAAUAUGUCAAGUUUCUUGCUUCCUUCAAGUACAUGUACAAGAACUAAGUUUUCCUCUUACAUUUACAUUGUAUACAGUAUGCGAGUUGUUUUUCUAUGGAAUGUGUUAUUGUGUUUUUAUGUAGGGUUGACAGAAAGCUGAGAUUAGCCCAUAUUGACAUUAAUAUUGUCCCGGUGAUUAUUGAAACUAAAAUUGUUUUCUAAUGACAGGUUUGAGCAACAAAAUUUGCUUCACUCGGACUGUAUCCUAACAACCAAGCACUAUAGCUGUGCCACCAUUUUGCUGUGAUUCUUUACCUGACAUUGAGUUCAAAUGAUGUUUAUUAUCUCGUAUAAUAGUUAUAUGGUGUUUUAAGUGCAAAUUUGUUUAUUGUGUUGUUAAAUUUUACUUAAAUAAUUAUGGUAACUAAUAAAAGUUUAUAAAUAUUAUGUUUAGUUAUACAUAACUGUAAUAUAAACUUCCAUGGUCUAGGAUUUUAUGCAUUUACUGAUAAUAGUCAACAAGUGAGACUUUUUACUUUCUACAAAAAUUUGUGGCCUAUAAACUUGUGUAGUUUCUAAGCUAUUGAUACUUGUAUCUACUUCUUUACAGUAUAUACUCAUGGACUUUGUAAUACAGUUUUUUAAUUUAUUUUAUAGUACACAAAUUUAAAUACAGUGAAGGUUAACAAGUGCAUAUUUAAGCUCGUGCUUCUUUCACAUUCUGAUGUUUAAUUAAUUUUUUUCCAUGUGCUGGAUAGACCAACAAUUGCAAGAUUUUCAUCAAAAAUUUUGUUUAUAUCUUUUUCCCACAAUCUUUCUUUCAACGCACUGGCAGGGUCGCCCAAAAAGAAACAGGAAAGUCUCUCUUUUUAACUUCAGUAAUGUAUACAGGAAAAGGGGUUACUAUCCCCUUGCUCCCGGCAUGUUAGGCGCCUCUUACGACAUGCAUGUUUUUGACUCGCGAAAUCGUAAUGACACGAGCUGACGGGCUGGAGUUUUGAGAGACUAUGACCACGGGUUCAAUCCCGGCCGGGGUAUGGUUUUUUAUGCAUGUUUUUCCCACAGCAUAGCAUUUAUAUUUUACUAAUUCUUUCAUUUUUUGUAUUGUAUGCUGUUCAAAAUAUGCUUCUUCCUAGUUAUUGUGCCACCAUUCAAGACUUUGCAGAGCUUCAUCUAGUGAUUUAAGUCUUCUUUCAACACACCGGCCAUAUCCCACCGAUGCGGGGUGGCCCAAAAGGAAAAGCUAAAGUUUCUCCUUUUACAUUUAGUAAUAUAUACAGGAGAAGGGGUUAAGUGAUUUAAGUAUAUUUAUGUAUUUGAUGCAAUUUGACCCUCUGAAUCUUUACAGCCUUCAGUAAGUGGCCAUGUGUAAUAACUAAUUCAGAUAUUUUGCAUGCUUUCAGUUGUUAAAUGUGGGGUGGAUAAGUAAGAUAGUGGCAGGCCUCUAUCAAAUUACCAAAACUUUCACUGAGUGGGUCAUUAAUAAUUCUAAAACCUAAGUCAGGAGAAAUUUUGCUAUUUCUCCUUGUAAAUAAAGUGCCCAGUCUUAAAUAACAAAAAAGGCACAAUACCGUGACUGGAACAAUACACAAAUAACCCGCACAUG
This is a messenger RNA of Cherax quadricarinatus, 10040 nucleotides long. The record is from RefSeq and is a predicted model, not a curated record. Lineage: Eukaryota; Metazoa; Arthropoda; Malacostraca; Decapoda; Parastacidae.